CGCGCUGCAACAUUCACGCGCUACCCAGAUCCCUACUUUCGCAUUUCCGAUUUACCAUGAUGAAAUCUCUCGUUCACUCACAGCGAAGAAGAACCCUAAAUAUUAAAUAAUCAGCACCAUCUGUUUGAUUGGGGGGUUCUGGAUUCUGUUGAAGGCGCAUACGUAGUUCAGUUUCCGAUUCAAUCUUCCGACGAUUUUGGAGGGUUAAAUGUCGGAGGCUUCUAGGUCUCGGGUUACCAUCACCCUGGGACGCAGCGGGCAGGUUGUGAAAAGACCUGGAAGUUCAUUGGCUAGCACUUUCACUGAUGAGCAUCCACCUGUAGGAAGCAAAAGGCCAGUUCGAGAGAGGCUUGGCAGUAAUGUUGAUUCAUCUUCUGAAGAUAAUCAUAAAAGGCUGCGGAAAGAUGGCAGGCCUGCAGAUGAUUUUGAUGACAUGCAUCUUAGUAAGGGUGAUCUUCGGUACAAAAUCAUGCAAAAGAAAGGACUGAAGCAAAAUCAAAACGGCCAGCAGAAUGGUGGGGAUCUCCGCAACAUUUUAUCAAGGCCUGCUCAAUCUUCUAUGAAUAGUGUAGCUGCAAGGGACAGGAUGCCCGAGCCAAAAGACACUAAAAUGCGUUUUCCGGAACCAAGAGAUGGCAGGCAGCACUUUACAGAGACAAUGGAUGGCAGAAGUUUAACACCUGUAGCAAGGAAUGCUAGCAUGCAUAUUCCUGAAUACAGGGCUGGGCAUGCUCCUGAUCCAAGAAAACAACACAUUCUGGAAAUGGGGGAUGGUGGAAGAAGCUAUUUUGAGGCACAGAAUGCCAGACGUCCUAUGCCAGAACAUAGACCUUCAACUACUGUGACCAGAAUGGACUCUGGGAUUACUUCUUAUUCUCCCUGGACAUUGGACAGUUUAAGGCGAAGAUCACCUGAUGAAUCUUUAUCAACUUCUAGAGUUCUUACUGCACCAAAGAAGGAUGAAAUUUUGCCGAGAAGAUUUGCAGCUACCUCAUAUGACGAUUCUAGGACAAGCACAUAUAUGAGUAAAGAUGCUUUUGAUAUUUCAAGGCCCAUGAGUUCGUCUCUCAUGACUAAAAGGGCUCCACCUGUAGGGCAGAUGAAGUCCAUGACACCAGUGGCCUCCUCACUUCCUCGGUCUGGGAGUUUCAUGCAAAAAAGUUCAUAUGUGGUGGAUGAUGAAGUCACAGUAGACAGGUUCUUGCAUACAUUGGGUCUUGAAAAAUUUACUGUUAUCUUUAAGGCUGAGGAGGUGGACAUGUAUUCUUUGAAGCGAAUGACUGAAAGAGACCUUAAGGAGAUGGGAAUACCUAUGGGGCCAAGGAAGAAGAUCCUACUCGCAUUGCAACCUCGUUUGAAGCAACCAGUAUGAUGCGAUCAUGUGAAGUGUAUGGGGUUACUUGGAGCAUCACUGCCGAAAAACAUUAGUUGGAGAACUUACCUAGCAGAUCCCAUACUUUUGUAUUUGGCUUCCAAGAUACUCAUUUUGUUGAGCAUUGUUCAUACACUGCGAUACAUUUUUCAUCCUUUUUCCAUGUAACAGAUUCACUUGGGUUGAUUUUGUAUUUUGAUACUCUCCUCUGAUGCA
Molecule: messenger RNA, 1588 nt
Organism: Salvia hispanica
Lineage: Eukaryota; Viridiplantae; Streptophyta; Magnoliopsida; Lamiales; Lamiaceae
Product: Sterile alpha motif (SAM) domain-containing protein
Molecular function (GO): protein binding
Source: RefSeq, a predicted model, not a curated record